Penicillium egyptiacum is the source of this 1029-nucleotide messenger RNA. NCBI's taxonomy places the organism in Eukaryota, Fungi, Ascomycota, Eurotiomycetes, Eurotiales, Aspergillaceae. The record is from the annotation of a GenBank genome assembly.
AUGGUGUCUCUCCCAGACGUCCAGUCCUCAAAUGCCCGGAUCACCAACACGCUCCCAGCAGGCCUUGUGGCAGUCUUCGUAGGCGCAACAAGCGGCAUCGGCGAAGCAGCCCUGAAAGAGUUCGCCCGCUCCACCCGAUCUCCUCGUGCGUACUUCAUCGGCCGCUCGCAAGAAGCCGCCGCCCGCAUCACAGCCGAAUGUCGACAGUUGAACCCGGAAGGAGAAUUCACCUUCAUCAAAGCGGACGUCAGUCUGAUUCGGAAUGUCGACUCAGUCUGUCGCGAACUUCAGAGUAAAGAAAAGAGUAUCAACAUCCUUUUCCUUAGCUGUGGAACUAUUCGUUUUGGAGAAGAUACAUCCGAAGGCCUCCAUGUCAUGACUGCAACUGGAUACUACGCACGAACACGAUUUAUCACCAACCUCCUGCCCAAUCUCAAACAAGCAACGAAGCUACGGCGUGUCGUCAGCGUCCUAGCAGGCGGCCACGAAGGUCCCAUCGACGUAAGCGAUUUCGAAGGAAAGAGCAUGUCCAUGCUAAAGAUACGGGGACACCUUGUAUCCAUGACUGACAUGGCGCUGGAAACACUGGCCGAGCAAGCGCCAGAAGUGACGUUUAUUCACGAUUACCCCGGCGCCGUUAAGACAGGGAUUGGGCGCGAGUCGAAUACUCCCCUGGCCUGGUUUAUGACUAUCGUGCUUAUGAUUAUCGGGCAUUUGUUCUACAUCCCGAUUCGGGAGUCCGGGGAGAGACAUCUUUUCUUCGCAACGAGUGCUAAGUAUCCUCCCCGCGUCCGCGUGGAUGCUGUGGGAGAUUCCUCUGGUGUGCCUUUGUCGGAGGGGGUUGAGGUUGCCAGUGGGACGGAUGGGAAGGUUGGGAGUGGGGUUUACAGUAUUCACUGGAGUGGGGAGCAUGCUGGUCCUAAGGUUGUGAAGUUGUUGGCUGGACUCCGCGAAGAGGGGAUGGCACAGAAGGUAUGGCAGCAUACGGUUGGUGAGUUUGAUAGAAUUACCGGAUCGGCGGAUACCUAG